UUAACAUUUUGUGGACGUCUGUGUGGAGUAGAGGAAGACCAUUUCCGAAAAGAGAAUGACAAGGGUCUUCAAUCCGGGACCCCCCGCCUUCAUAUCUGUGACAUAGGCGGCAGUUUCAUCUCUCCAUUUUAUUUCUCUCUCUCUCUCUCUCUCUCUCUCUCUCUCUCCUUCUGGCACUCGGUGUUUAUUUAUAUCUCCUCUCCUCUCUGUCUCCUCUGUUCAAAUCUUUGGGUUUCUCCCUCAAGAAAAAAAAAGGGUAAUUUAUAUUAAUAAAACAAAGAUGGUGGCUUUGGCUUUGUAUUCUUGUGGCAGUGUGAUUUCCAUCAAGCGCAAAGCAAAAGUCUUCUCCUUCACACCUUUCAAUCUCAAAAGCAUGAAUUGAGAAUCUAGGGUUUGAAAGCAUCAACUCCAACAAGUUUUGGUAGAUAUGGAGGAAGUUGAAGAAGCUAACAAAGCAGCCGUUGAGAGCUGCCAUAGAGUUCUUAGCCUCUUGUCUCAGCCACAGGAUCAAGUUCAGUAUAGGAAUCUAACGGUGGAAACUGGAAAGGCAGUGUCUAGGUUUAAGAAAGUUAUUUCCAUUCUCAAUACUCGUUUAGGUCAUGCUAGAGUUAGAAAGCUCAAGAAGCUUCAAAUCCCUUUUCCUGAAAGAAUCCUUUUGGAUAAUCCUAACUCGAUUGGGGACCGUCCAUCCAAAACUCCCCACUUUCUUCAAUCUAGAUUUCCUGAAAACCCAACUCAAGAUUUGAGUUUAGAUGUUAAAAGUUCCUUGUGUUUGGGGAAUCCAUCGUUGGAAUUGAGUGCUAAUGGGAAAACCCCAAUUCAUCCUGCCCAACAAGUGCCGCCGGCGCAAUAUCACUUCUUUCAGCAACAACAGCAACAGCAACGUCAACAACAACAGCAACAGCAUCAGCAGCAGAGGAUGUUACUUCAGCAGCAGCAGAUGAAGCCCCAAACAGAAAUGAUGUAUCGUGGGAGCAAUAGCGGCAUAAAUCUGAAUUUUGAUAGCUCUAGCUACACACCUACAAUGUCAUCUACGAGAUCCUUCAUUUCUUCCUUGAGCAUAGAUGGAAGUGUGGCUAACUUCGAUGGUAAUUCCUUCCAUUUGAUCGGGGCUCCUAUCUCUUCAGAUCAGAAUUCACAUCACAAGAGGAAGUGUUCUGCUAGGGGAGACGAUGGGAGUGUUAAAUGCGUUGGUAGCAGUGGUAGAUGUCACUGCUCAAAGAAGAGGAAGCAUAGGGUGAAAAGGUCAAUUAAGGUGCCUGCUAUCAGUAACAAGCUUGCAGAUAUCCCUCCUGAUGAUUAUUCAUGGCGGAAAUAUGGCCAGAAGCCAAUCAAGGGCUCCCCUCACCCUAGGGGAUACUAUAAAUGCAGUAGCAUGAGAGGUUGUCCAGCAAGGAAGCAUGUCGAGAGGUGCUUGGAAGAACCCUCGAUGCUUAUUGUUACCUAUGAAGGUGAGCAUAACCACCCAAGGAUACCAUCGCAAUCCACAACAACGUGACAUUCGUGGAGAGCCUUGCCGAGCUCAAGCCCAACGGUCACUUUGUCAAACCCUUAUCUAUGUUCGGCUUGGGAUGCUCCUGUACAUAUAUUUGCAUGGUUCAAGCAUGACCUACAAAUUGGAGCAGCUAUUUCGGCUUUUGGAAGUUGACUCUUUCGAGCGUUUUUGCAUUUAGGCAUGCGGGCAUGAAUCCCCAGCGGGGGAGACUCAAACAAGUCUGUAAAAUUAGGUCAUCGUCCUAUAAGAACUGUUUUUUUAUUUAUUUAUUUUCUGUGUUCCUUUUAGCAAUCAGUGCUUCAAACCAUUUAGGGUUUUUGGAAUUAAUGAAAUGCCUUUGAUGUGGUA
Pyrus x bretschneideri (Chinese white pear) is the source of this 1843-nucleotide messenger RNA. Its product is annotated as probable WRKY transcription factor 21. Gene Ontology annotation, biological process: regulation of DNA-templated transcription. Lineage: Eukaryota; Viridiplantae; Streptophyta; Magnoliopsida; Rosales; Rosaceae. Gene Ontology annotation, molecular function: DNA-binding transcription factor activity; sequence-specific DNA binding. The coding region runs from base 428 to 1498 and encodes 356 amino acids. The transcript is spliced from 4 exons. The record is from RefSeq and is a predicted model, not a curated record.